Messenger RNA from Penaeus indicus, 778 nucleotides. RefSeq names its product histone H1-delta-like. Lineage: Eukaryota; Metazoa; Arthropoda; Malacostraca; Decapoda; Penaeidae. Gene Ontology annotation, biological process: nucleosome assembly; negative regulation of DNA recombination; chromosome condensation. Bases 59 to 571 code for a protein of 170 amino acids. The transcript has a single exon. The record is from RefSeq and is a predicted model, not a curated record. Gene Ontology annotation, cellular component: nucleus; nucleosome. Gene Ontology annotation, molecular function: structural constituent of chromatin; nucleosomal DNA binding; double-stranded DNA binding.
CGCUACAGGUAACCUUAUAGUACUUUAUCAGUCCAACCCACCGAUAACAUUAUUCGCAAUGGCUGAAGCUGCUGCCGCUCCCGCUAAGACUGCCCCCAAGGCUGCAAAGGCCAAGAAGCCCGCCGCCAAGCCCACCCACCCCAAGUACAGUAUCAUGAUUGCUGCUGCUGUCAAGGCCCUGAAGGAGCGCACUGGGUCAUCCCGCCAGGCCAUCCUCAAGUAUAUCCUCGCCAACUACAAGGUCGGAGAUGAGAAGACCACUGGUGUCCGCCUCAAGCUGGCCCUCAGGAAGGGUGUUGCUGACGGUUCCCUGAAGCAGAUGAAGGGAACUGGCGCCGCUGGUUCCUUCAGACUGGCCAAGGAGGAGGCUAAGCCUGCCAAGAAGGCUCCUGCUAAGAAGACCGUAGCCAAGAAGCCCGCAGCUAAGAAGACAACCGCUAAGAAGGCCGCCAAAAAGCCAGCUGCUAAGAAGGCCGUCAAGAAGCCGGCUGCUAAGAAGCCUGCCGCUAAGAAGCCCGCUGCCAAGAAAGCCGCUAAGAAGCCAGCAGCAAAGAAGCCCGCCAAGAAGUAAACUCCCCAAAGUUCAAAUGUAUUAAUCCAUAUGGUCUCAUGUCAUAUUACUCAUAAGUAAUGGAAAGUUCAAUUUAGGGUUAAGGACACCUUAUGAGGUGUGAUGUAAAUGUUUCUCUAAGAAACAAAUUAUAUUUAUGUAUUGUCUUAGACGUUCUUAUACACAAGAUGUAGAUAUGUAUAUAAAAUAUAUAUUUUAUCACAAAUC